Messenger RNA from Cuscuta europaea, 13723 nucleotides. NCBI's taxonomy places the organism in Eukaryota, Viridiplantae, Streptophyta, Magnoliopsida, Solanales, Convolvulaceae. The record is from the annotation of a GenBank genome assembly.
CUUGGGAAAUGCUUGGCCUUCAAGCCUUGGGGCACUUGGAUCUGCACAGUGGAGAAGGGAUGUUCGUGCCCAUCCACCUUAGGAUGAUCAUCUCUGUUGGGAAUAUUUUAUGGUGUCCAAUCUAAUUAAAUAUCUUUGUAUUUGUGUAGUUAUUAAUUAAAUGUGUAAUAUGGGUCACAAAUGUAAUUCAGCUCAUUAGCUUCUUUGUAAGCCAUAAGUUAGUCAUCAUCUCCUAUAAAAGGAAGCUAACUUAUGCAAAACCUAAGACAUUAAAGAAUAGAGGCACACCAAGCAUAGAAUAGAUUUCACACUACUCUCUCUCUCUCUAAACGGAGAGCAGCGGCCGGUUUAUACGAUGUUCCAAGGUUCUCAACAUUUGUAGUGAUGGAUAUAUAUUAUCCAGGACCGGGGGUGCUCGAGAUUAGAUAUUUCUUGUAUUGGGCCUAGCCCGUUCUUUGUAUCGGCCCAAUGGCAUGUCAUACGCCCAAGGGUCCUAUUCAUAUUUGAUGUAUUCCUUGUAUUAGGCCUAGCCCACUAUCCCCUAGGUUGGCCCGAUUCUCCUUAUAAAUAGUCCAUGUUGUAACCCUCAAAGGAGAUCGAUCUAAUUCAUUGAUACCAUACACUUCUCUCUACUUUGUUCAUUCUCUCCUUCUUCUCUCUAGAUCUAGAUAUUAUAGAUCAUCAAAUUGUGCUUUCAUUGAGAGAUUGAACAAAAAUCAAGUUAGAUACUCCCUGAAAUUAUCCAAAAACAGUGAAACACAGUGGCAGAUUGGGAAAAACUUUAUCUGCGAUGCUGGAAUUUGGACUGGAAACACAAAAUUUGGGUUUUCACGAUUCCAGUGGAAGCGGAGGAUGCUGAUCAUCUUCUACACAAUCUCAGCAGCAUAGGAGUUAAGAUUUCGGAAUGAGAGCUACGAAUCUGAUCUAAAUCUCGUCCGACAGGAGAGGAGGCCACCACCAUCUCAUCCAACAUACUGGAAUCCCAGAUCUGGGAAAGGCGAGCGAGCAACCAUCUCCCGUUUGUUGUUCUACCGUUCCAGACAUGACCAAUCCUCACGCAAAUCUCCGGGAAUUGCAUUUGAUUUCUGCUCAUUGCUGGGACUAAAGUUUAUGACCUCCGCCAUUAAUGACUGGUGGGAAGGAAAACCGAGCUCAAACCUAUCCUCAACGUCCCAGACCAGAUGCUUCUGCUACCAUUAAUGGCGCCCAUUCCUCAUCCUCGACCAGCUGUGACAUUGCGACAGACGCGCGAGCUCCGACGCAGGAGGCAUCUCUUCCUCGCCAUUACCUUCAGUCGCCUAUCUCUGGCUCUCUGGUCCGUACCGCCUUCGGCAGUUCUGACUGAUGUUUUCGGCACCGGCAAACUUUACUGCUCUACUCCCGGUUGAAAUAGCGGCCACAAUAGAACGUGAGCGUUGACGAGACCGAACAGAGGAGGGAUAGGGGCUGACGUGGCUCUCUGUCCUCGACUUGAAAAACCGUUGUUGACUGACCCGGUCUAUGAGUUCUUGAAUUUCCCGAACAAGGUUGAAGCCGUUGCCACUUCCGACUUGCAGCUUGGAAUUCUGAGGCGGCAUUGGUUCACUCCCUAACCUGCAGAUCCAAAAUAAGGGCUAGACAACAAUGGUCCAGCCCGUCCUUGGCUAUUUCAAGAGCUAAGUGCACAAAUUUCUCACUCUCUUAGUAAACAUAGCAUUAUUUUUAUUUUUAUUAUUAUUUUUCGUCACCAUUAUUUAUUAGGGAUUAACAUCCCGAAUUAAAUAAUGUGAGUUAAUCUCAAGUGACAAAUAAUCGUCGUCAUUAAAUGAUUGUGAUUUUGUGUGGGCCCCUCGGUCCGCUUCCCGGUCCUCUUUAUUUAGUGAUCGGGGCAUCUUUUAAGGGCAUUGUAUUGUUCCGACGACACAUAAAUUCUGACCUUAGAAUACUAGUGACACUUUGGUACAUGAGGUACUCAUGGGAGUCAUUUCAAGAGACGUUUAUUGUCCUCUCAAAGCGCUUAAGACAACAUGCGUUAACGGGGAACGCCUAAACAGUGGGCUAGCCCCUUGGCCCGAGGGUCGUAUGGUACCCCGAGGGCUCAUAUUGAUCAUCAUCAAUGCCAAGGCCCUCAUAUUACGACCGCUCGCUCAGAGUCGGCGUUACCAUUUCCAGAUGGGCUCACAAUGCCUUAUCUUCAUCUCACGACCGGCUCCUCAACGUCGAGGCCGUAUUCAUAUUUCGGACUGGCAAUUUAGUGUCGACGUCCUUAUAUUCUGAUCAGCCUCUCACGACUGACAAAAUCAUCUUCGGACAGGCUCCCAACGCCUUGUUUUCAUCUCGCAAUCGAUGACUCACCUCCGAGGUCGUCAUAUUUCGGACCGACAAUUUAGUGUCAACGUCCUUAUAUUCUGCUCAGCCCUUCAGGCUGGAUAAAUCACCUUAUGGAAGGCUCAUAACGCCUUGUCUUCAUCUCACGACCGGCGCAUUAACGCCGGCGUCGUGAUCUCAUGAUCAGGCUCGUCCGUUCAACUUCGGGACGACGACCAUCAUAUUCAUAUUUUGGACCGGCUCCGCGCCAUUGUCCCAUCUCAAGACCGGUCUUAGCCAUUCCUUUAUCGGAUGGCGACUGUUGCUCAGAUCUUUGGACCGGUCCCUCAGUGCCGAUGUCCUUGCAUCACGGUAGGCCUUGGCCUCAACGUGAUUAUAUAUUUCAAGACCGGUCUUAGCCAUUCCUUUACCGGAUGGCGACCGCUGCUCGGACCUAGGGCUGGCAAUAUCUCCCGCGCUCGCGGAUAUCUAGUCAACCCGAACCGAAAAUAUGAACGAAAACCCGAAGAAAUAUGGAUGAAAAAUGGAUGAAGGGUGGAUUGAAAGACGAGUUGGAUCUGGUGUGGAUGAACACUCAUCCAACCCAUCACCCGACCCGUCACCCGCUCCAUCCACCCGCACCCGCUGACCCACAUAUAUAUAUAUAUAUAUAUAUAUACAUAUAUUAUAAUAUAUAUUAAUAAUAAUAACAACAAUAAUAAUUAAUAUUAAUAUAUUAACAGAUACUACGUAACUGUUGGGAUGUUGGGCCGCAGGCCCAAUACCCGGAUCCAAAGGACCAAUAUAUCCAGUCCGUUAAACGAGACCAGGAUCCAGAAGAUGAACAGGCUCAUGGAGAAAUAUGUACCGAACGGGGUUUGGGUCAACCAAUGUACUUGGGCCAGAUCAAUGAUGAUUCUAGCAGAGUCCACUACCCGUUCGGGCAGCGGGUAGCCAACAAGUGGGAGAGAGCAUUUAUUGCUAAAGUAUGGUGGCGGGAAGUGGGAGUAUAGACUUAAAGUGACCAGAUUAGCAACCAAUUAGCAUUGAGCACCCCAUACCCCCCAUUAGUAUAAAUAGAAUGAUUAAUUUCAUUGUAAAGGGUUAACUUCUUGAUACUCAAGGCCUAGAAUAGAUUUAUCUCUCUUAUUUCUUGUAUUAGUCACUAUUCCGAUGUACUGUUCGGGAAGUUUACUGUGUAAUCACCAAAUUACUUAAUACAAGUGAGCUUUUGAGUAUUCGAUUAUUCAUCUUUUAUAUUUCUUUAUACAAGUGAUUCUUGACCCAUUUUUCUGAUAUAUCCAAAGUUCGUGUUGGGCUUUCGGAUCUGGGGGACUAAACCUCAACAUUGGCGCCGUCUGUGGGAAAUUGAACAAAAAAUUUCACACCAAAACAUCAAACUAAUUUCAAAAUGGUUAGAAUCACUUCUCAUCACACCGGGGAAACUUCAGGAAGAUGUGGGGAAAGCCGGACCCCCCAAGGGCAAUCCAGCCGGGGAUCCUACCCACACUUUGAUGGGGAUUUCUUCAUUCCAGAAGCUCUGAGGAGGAACCCCCAUGCCAUGCGAGAUUUAGCUAAGGUCAUGCAACACCUGGCGGAUGAACAGGAUGGUGGACGAUCCAGCUAUACGGGGGAAACCAGGUACACAACCCCAUCUACGACGCAGUCAUUCGAUGAUGAUACCACCGAUGCAGAAAUACCACGACAUCAAAUCAUUCACGAGCCCAUCGGGGAGAGCGCAAAAGGACUCAUGCGUCCGGGGGAAGGCAUCACACUCCUAGUGACCACACCCCGACCGGGUCCCGGGCUAGAGGAGAUACACUGGUUGGUCGCCAUUUCUAUUCGGGAGAACGUGACAAUACGCGAUUCAGACAGGGACGUCAGAAUCAGAGAACAACCCCACCAGAAGGAAAUCGGGAGUUUGUUAACCUGGGAACUCCAGCACCACCUCCCCUAACGGCCCAAGAGGAAGAGAUGGCCGAAAUGAGGAGGCAGAUGAAUGAAAUGAGGGACCAAAUGAACAUGACGCCUCUACAACCUACCCCGAUGCGGGUUGGGAUCACUUCCCCCUUUACCCGGGAAAUAAUGCAGGCUGAAAUCCACAGGGAUGCCAAACCGCCGACCGAUCAGAUAUAUGACGGGGUGAGAGAUCCCCACGGGCACUUGAGGAGUUACCAAAGGGGGCUUAUGCUACUAGGAGCAUCGGAGGCGGCCAUCUGUCGACUUUUCUUCAGCACACUCAGGGGACCUGCCCAGGAAUGGUUCGGGACCCUGCAGCCCGGAUCGAUCAGCAACUUUGCCGAAUUGUCAUCUUUGUUCCUGGCCCAGUUUGCCUUCGGUGCCACCCCAAAACGACAUUUCAGUUACCUGACCAGUGUCAGGCAGGGCCCGAAGGAGACCCUAAACAAAUUCCUGAAAAGAUGGAGGGAUGAAACCCUGAAAGUUGGAAACAUGACGGAUGAUACAACCAUCACUCUAUUUACUAAUGCUCUCCGAACGGGUGAACUGUAACACCCUCGAAUUUCCCACCAAAAAAUACAUUUAAAUAAUGAUUUAUUGGAAAGUAUUACUAACUUUAUUUGAAAACAUCAGAAAAUGUGCAAUGGAAAAUUUAAAGGGAAAUAGGGGUGCUACCGCCACACUCGGUUUUCUCUUAAUCGAGUGCACAGGCUAAAACAACUUAAACUUCAAAAUCAAAAGUUCACUGAUUAAAGUUAUUGAAAAAGAAAUUUACAAUGAUUUACUAAUAAUGUUUUCUAGCGAAAGUUCUCUCUCGAAAUCAACUUCAACAUCGAUCAACUCAACACCUGUACAAAAUCAUGUACAGAAAGAAAAUAAAAAGAAACAAACAUUAGCAAUAAUACUAAGUAAGUCCCACCUAACCUUUUAAAAUAAUAAUAAUAAUAGUAUAUAUAUAAAUUCGUACAACCAUUAGUAUAAAAAUAUUUUCAAAACAAUUUAUAAAUCAUAAGAAAACGAUAUCUAUACAAAAUCACAAUCACAUAACUCGUGAAUCAUAAUAAUUCCAAAAUACAUGAAACACCAAAAUUUCCCCUCUAUUGAAUUUCUCCAAAAAUCACUUUGUAACCAACUUCCUAGUAAUUUAGAAGGGCGGUGCUCAACACUCUGGUUGAGCCCGGUGAUCCGUUGUUAUGUACAGCCACCCCGGAACUAUCGCCGGUACCACAACUGCUCCUUGGAAACGGAAACAACUACCUUAAGUUUGCACACCCCCUAGAGGUAUCCCAAGCCCUCCGGGUUAGUAAGUCGAUCCGGGUAGCCGGGAUGUUUUCUACCAACUACCCCACCUCAAAAUCUGAAUGAUUAGGAGCUACUACUACCACUACUACUCAAAAGCCGGGAUGUUUUCUACCGACCGUCAAUUCACCUCAAACCAAAACCAAUAAAAAUUGAGUAGUAGUAGACCUAACCACCCUCCACAUUUUAAGGGACGUGGAAAACCAACACCACAGAUUUCUCCCGUGAUGCUCACCCUUUAUGAAAAUAUUUAUUUUUCUUUGUUUUCUCAAAAUCAAUCGAAGUUUAUACUUCAAAAAUUUCCUUUUCAUUAAACUCCCACAAAGAUAACAAAUUACGUACUAUUACAAAAUCUCCCAAAUCAUAUAAAAUAACUCAUAUCAACAAAACAAUAUAUCAACUAAUAUCUCAAAUACAACCCUUUCAUAUAAUAAUAUUCACUCAAAUUCAGCACACAUAAAUUCAAUUCUCAAAUAUGCACACAAAAAAUAUUUAAAAGAAAUCACGAAGAAAAAGAACUAAUUUCGGUUGACGUGAAACUUACCUUAAGUCUCGAUGCUCCUAAUUCUCUUCUUCAAUUCCGGUCUCUAAAUAUACACCUUUUUAAUUAAGAUGAUAUAAUUAGUCACUUAUUCUAUUUGUAAUUAUUUAACCCGAUUUUCCCCAUUUUAUUUCCUUAUUCGAAUUUAUUAAUUUAAUUAAUUAAUUAUCCGAAUUAAUCCCUUUUUAUUAAUCAAAUUACCUUACUAAUUCAACAUUUAAUUAAUAUUUGAAUUCUAUAAUUAAAUAAAAUAUCCGAAUAUAAUUAACUACAAUAUCAAAUUUUUAAUUCAAUAAUCGCCAUUAGUUUACUCUACUCAUAAAACAUUAAUUAUAUAUUAAUAUUUUAAAAAUAUAGGAAACAUAUCCUAAUUGUUCUUAGUUAAACUAUUCAAAUCUUGCAACUACAUUAAUUUAUAUUAAUCAACCCUAUUAAUUAAUCUGAAUAUUAUAACAAUUUAUUUUAAAAAACUAAUCAUCAUUAACUUAAUCCGAUUUUAUUAGCUUACGCAAACACGUAAUAUUUCCAAGUCCGUAAUUAUGUUAAUUUGAUUAAUCUACUUCAAUUAGUCCAAUAAUUAGUGAAAAUAAUAUCUAUUCAACUUUAUUUAAUCUAAUUAUGGUACUAAGUCCAAAUAAUUAAUUAUUAUUUUAAUAUGAUAAUCGUUUAUUAAUUAAACCAUCAAUUCAUUUUACAAAUUUAUUAAUAUGUAAUUAUUCCAAAUAAUAAUUAACAAAUUUGUCCAAGUGAUUACUAUCAAUCAACCAAGCCAAUUUUAUCACUAGUACUUUCAUCCUAGAUUUUAUUAAUAACUUUUGCAGAUUAUUAAUAUUAUUAUUAUUAUUAUUAUUAUUAUUAUUAUUAUUAUUAUUAUUAUUAUUAUUAUUAUUAUUAUUAUUAUUAUUAUUAUUAUUAUUAUUAUUAUUAUUAUUAUUAUUAUUAUUAUUAUUAUUAUUAUUAUUAUUAUUAUUAUUAUGAUUAUGAUGAUUAUGAUUAUUAUGAUUAUUAUUAUUAUUACGAUUAUUACGAUUAUUACGAUUAUUACGAUUAUUACGAUUAUUACGAUUAUUACGAUUAUUACGAUUAUUAUUAUUAUUAUUUUAUUAUUUUUAUUAUUAUUAUUAUUAUUAUUUUUAUUAUUAUUAUCAUCAUCAUCAUCAUCAUCAUCAUCAUCAUCAUCAUCAUCAUCAUCAUCAUCAUCAUCAUCCAUUUGCAUUUGCUGACGCGUCCACAAGUAUCCGAGAAUUUUCGUGUAGGCCUUCAUAGAAAGCCGUCAUCAAGUGCCAGUUUUGGAUGUUGUGAUGUGGACACUGUCGCUGGAGAUCUUUGAAUCUUUCCCAAGCCUCAUAGAGGAGCUCAUUGGGAUUUUGCUUGAAAUUUUGAAUCAUUCUUCGGAUUUUCGCCGUUUUAGAUGACGGGAAAAAUCUUUUGAGAAAUUCACCAUGAAGUUGAUCCCAAGAGGAGAAGUGAUUAUCCGGAAAAGAGUCAAGCCAAUUUGAGCUCGAUCCCGUAGAGAGAAUGGGAACAGGCGUAGUCUGACAGCAUCAGCUGGCACACCAUAUGAUGAGCCAACGUUGAGUAUUUGAAACCAUAUGGAUGAUAGGAGGCUUGAUUUCAAAGUGAUUCAUGUUAACCUCUGGUGGAAUAACACUGUCAUGCUCAUCCACGGGAGGCGUAACAUAAUCAUACAACGGUUUUCUGGUUCUCAUAACCUGAUCCACGAUUUCUUGAUCGGGUACCUGCUCAUUAACAACAACAUCGGUUGACAUUUUUUUUUCUGUUCACGUAUGUGCUUUUCAAUGUCAGAGAAGAAUAACAAUUCACAAUUCGCACCACGUGAACGUGUGAGCAUAAGCAGAAGGGAAUUGGGAUUGGGAAAAGAGAGAGAUGAAAAGAAAAAAUAAAUGCAGAAUUAAUUAAUUAAUUAAGGUUCGCACGUAGUCAGUUGGUAUAACCGAAUAAGACUAGUGAGCCCUUAAAGCAGUAUGAAUAUAUACAGUAAUUCACCAGGAUGCGGCUGGGCCGACAAAUAUGGUGAUUUGAGGGAAGAAAAAAAUAGCUACAGUAAUAAAUACAGUCUCCACCAAGAUGCAGCUAUGCCGACAGUCUGGGGAUUAUUAAGAAAAAAAAAACAAAAAUAAAAAGUGCACUCCACCAACAAGUGGACACGGCCGACAAGCUUGGGGAUGCAAAAUUAAAAGACAAAUGCUGAAAUUAAAGUGCGAUAAUUAAAGUGCAGAAAUUAAAAAAGUGUGGGUUUGAACCACCUUAAAAAGAAAAAUAAACGGUCCGACCAUAUAGGCGGAGUAUCCUUUGAAUUAUAAUGUACAAACAAGCGGUCCGACCAUAUAGGCGGAAUAUCCUUUUAAUUAAAAUGUACAAGUAAGCGGUCCAGCCAUAUAGGCGGAUUAUCCUUUGAAUUAAAAUGUAACAAUAUGUUCAAUGGUCUGAAUGCCCGGAUAUGUUCAGUAAACAAGUCCAACUCCAAUGCUCAGGUAAGAGGAAAAAGGGGCAAAUAAGCCCACGUACUAACCCAAAAAGGUCAAAUAAGCCCUUAUAUAGGAGGCAAUGUCCGGCCGUCGUCAUUUGGGGCGGUUCCCGGUGGAAAUUUUUGAUGCAAUUCUUUGAGCAUAUUAUUCAUUAAGUCUAGUUUACUCAUACCAAAUGUCAGCUAAAACUUCAAUCGGGAAGGCAUUCAAAUGAAUUCUUGAAGAUAACUGCGCAGUUAAAAGUGCAGUGAUCUUCAAGAAUUUAUUUGAAUCCCUUCCCAAUUGAAUUGCUAGCUGAAAUUUGGUAUGAGUAAACUAGACUUAAUGGAUAAGAUUCUUAAAAACAUUCAUCAAAAAAUUCCAGCGGAAACUGCCCCAAAUGGAGACGGUCUCAUAAAGCCUCCUAUAUAAGGACUUAUUUGACCUUUUUGGUUAGUAACCUUUUUCCUAGGUAAUCACAGUCCAUUUUUUUUUUGGAACUUUAAUUAAUCACUUGUUUUUUGAACCUGCAAAAGUAAACAAGAUAACAACAAAAUAAUAUACACACAAUUUACAAUAACUAAAAUCAAAAGUUUAUGCUAUCAUUUUUUUUUCAAAACCGUUUCCCCGGCAACGGCGCCAAGUUGGUGUGUAGCAUAUAAUGGGCACACAACUAUUUUUUUUACCCAAGGAAGUAGGGUGUCGAACCACAGAGAAGCGGGAAAUAAAAUAAUUAAGCACAAACUAAGGAUUAAAGUUGGGAGUGCGUUUCUUUUGAUUUUUGUUUGCUUGGAAAAGUAAUUAAAUAAAAGUGAUUGAGAGAAGAGAUUUUUAUCAACACAAAGUUCAACCAAUAGCAAGUAGGGGUAGAAAUUGGCAACUAAUUGUUCAAUGCUCAUUUGUAAGACAUAAUUGCUAAUUCUAUUCUUAGAUAGACUGUGAGAAGUUGUAGAUAAAUAUUUUAGGACCCAACACAAGUCACCUAAAAUAAGUAACUAGUCAACAUUUCCCAGUGAUGGCCAAAACGAGACUAGUUGUUUAAGUGCAACGGCAACCUUAAUUAUUAACUAUAUUAUUUACCCAAUCCCGUGGUGUAAAUAAUAUAAUUAAACAAUUAAAUUCUCCCGUAAAACUUCAAUCCGGGACAAGUUAAAAGAAGUUUAACGGUGUGUUCAGAAAGUGUUCAUUUGUGUAUUUAACAAACAAUAUGUUUAUGAUUGAGUACUCAUAAUAUAUAUCACAAACACAACAUAAUUAAUUUUCUGGACACAACAAUCUAAAUAGAACAAACUUAACAAUUAAAAUCAAUACAAAUUAAAACAUUAUAAGAACAAUUAAUUAACCAAUUUCUAGCCCCAAAUUUAUUUAGCUAUACGUGUUGGGAAACAUAGAAAUAGAUGAAUCCAUGAUUAAAGUACAAGAUUUAAUGAGAUAAGGAAGAUCAAACUUGUGAUAGAUGACAAUCCUUGGAGCUUUGAUGCUAAUCUUGACUUAAUCUUGGAUGAGAAAGUGAUUAGUUAUGGUUGAAGAUAGGUUGAUGAUUUGGGGUUGAGAAAUGAAGAGAGAAGGAGGAAAUGUUUCUGGGAUGUUUAGAGAGAAGUUGGUCCGAGCUUAUUUGUGGAGUAAGAUGGACUAAGGCAAUAUAAUGAUAAGGUGAUUAAUCAUUAAUUGCUGGAAUUUACGGAAUAGAUGAGUUUAUGUACAAUAAAGCGCAGUAAUGUUACAAUAGUGUGUAGUAGCCCAGAGGAAUGCUUGAGGUCUUGGGUUCAAUGCCCGUUAGCUUCUCCUUUUAUUCCUUUUUUUUUAAGUUGGGCCUGAAGCAAUGUAUCGAACUUUCAACAAAAUAUUUCAACAUGGUUCAUUUAGCUCGUUGGUAAACUAUGCUCUUUCUUGCUGCAUUGAUCAGGGUUCAAAUCCCAUCUGUGUCUUUAUUACUUUUUGCUACUUUUCUCCAAUUUACUCCUUAUUUGCUUUGAAGGAAAUUUCACUUUUGUUAUCCUCCAACAUGAACUUUUAUUUUCUUCAUUUCUCCACGCUAAAUGCAUCUCACCAUCUAAAUAACAUCAAAAGUACCUGAAAAUACCAAAUGCACGCAUAGGACUGCACAAAUACAAAUUAACGACAAAUAAUAAAAAUAUGUACAAAAGUAUAACUUUAAUAACUAAAAUUAUCAGCAAACUAGGCCUAAAAAUUGUGUAAAAUAUAAGCAUAUCAAUUGCAUUUUAGGAGUAUAUUAGUAUUUAAAAAUCAAGUUUGUAUUUUAUACACAAAUUAAAAGAAUAACUUUUAUGUGAUAUGUAUAAUUGGUACUUGAUAUAAAACAUCAUUUUCAUAAUUAUUAUAAGACGUUAUUUCUAUUAUCGAAACAUAUUUAUCUGACUAAAACGUCGUAAAUUUAUAAUUUUUAUCUGAUUGAAAUGUCACAUCUGUUGAAUUUUUGUUUGAUUCACUUAAUAAUUAAAAUGUCAUUUCCGUAACAUUUUAUCUGACCAAUAAAAAUUAUUUUUAUUUUUAUUUAAAUUUUUGGAGUGUCACAUUAAUGUGACACUCCAAAAAAUUAAAUAAAAAUAAAAAUAAUUUUUAUUAGUCAGAUAAAUCAUAAAAUGUUACGAAAAUGACAUUUUAAUUAUUAAGUGAGUCAAACAAAAAUUCAAUAGUCAAGACAUUCUAAUCAGAUAAAAUUUCAAAAUUUACGACGUUUUAGAUAGAUAAAAAUAUUUCAUUUAAUAAGUGAAUCAGACAAAAAUUUUACAUAUGUGACACGUUUAGUCUGAUAAAAUUGGUCCGAUAAUAGAAGUAACGUUUUAUAUCAAGUACCAGUUAUACAUGUGUCAUGAGUAAUAAAUGAUUAUAUAUAUAUAUAUAUCUAUUUUAAUUUGUGUAUAAAAGUACCAAAAAUACAAAGUUGACUUUUCUGAUAUUAAUAUAUACUCCUAUUAGGUAAACUAUACCUACCUAUGCACUACUAUUAAAAAUAUAAAAUGCUCCCUAUGGGAUACCUACAAAUGAAGUGUAAUUCAAACUAAGUAAUAAGGAUGGGAAUAGCAUAAAAAUCAAACUGCAAGAGUGUUUGGCUCCUUGUAUAACUGCAGCAACAAACGCAGCAUGAAUCUGAACAAAGAUUAAGCCACAUUCAAUGUUUUAGAUAGACCGGGACUCAUGGGGUAUUUUCUGAGAUAACCGGCAAACAAACGGCAGCUACGUACUAAAGAUAAAGAUGUUAUAAUGCCUUGCUUUUUUCAAUAAGUUUUGCUUGCAUGUUAACGUAUCUCUUAAUUAAUUUUUCUACCGUCAUAUUGUUUUAAUUCCACAUGUGCUAUUAUAAUUUGUGGAUAUAUUUUAAUGCCCCAUGUGCAAUUGUUUUAAUGCCCCGUGUUUUGCAUUACGUCUUGUUUGCAUGUUAAAGAAUCUCAUUUUACCACUACCCUUUGUGUACUGCUAUUCCUUCACUUUAAAUGUCCUCUUCUCACUUUAAUUUAAUACUGUAUAUUGCCAAACUAUUUUUUAAUUGCUACUGUUUUUUAUGGCAUCAUACAUUUUUUAUUUCCUAUAACAAAUGCAUUUUUUUUUAAUAUUAUUAUUUCAAACAAUGUGCAUUAAUUCAUUAUCCACUGUACUUCCCAAGAGAUAAUUCCUUUCAUUAUCCAUUUUUUCACAGAUUUGACUCUGAGCACACAUGCCCCAUUGAUGUACGUCAACGAAAUAGCCGUCAAGCUAAGUCCAGGAUUAUUGCCGAACAUAUCAAACAAGAGUACGGUGAUGCAUCCAAUAAGCCAUACCCUCCGAAAUCAAUUAUGCUUGAUAUGCAGACCAAAUACGACAUUUACAUGUCAUACAAAAAAGCAUGGAUUGCCAAAGAAUUGGCAAUGGAACUGGCUAUGAGAUCUGAAAAGGAUUCAUAUGCACACUUACCUUCAAUGUGUCAUGUGCUUGAAAGGAGUAACCCAGGUUCUAUUGUUUCUUAUUCGUGCAAGGAAAAUGGUGAAUUUAAUAAUUUUUGCAUGUGCCUUUCUGCAUGGAGGGAAGGUUGGAUUCAUUGCAUUCCGGUUAUAAUUGUGGAUGGGUCUUUUUUGAAGUCGUAUUAUAAGGGUACAUUACUCACUGCAUGUACACAAGAUGCAAACAAACAAAUAUUUCCAUUGGCAUUCGGUAUUUAUAGUGGAGAAAAUACCGAAAUUUGGUCAUGGUUCUUCAGUAUGUUGAAGCAUUCUCUGAUGCAUCGAGAUGAUCUAUAUAUUGUGUCUGAUCGCCACGAGGGCAUAAUUAGUUCCGUGCAUUCUGUAUUUUCUCAUGCGCAACAUGGUUACUGUGUUUACCACAUAUUGGCUAAUUUGAAAACAAGAUUUCGUGGCACGCAAAAAACUGUGUCAUGGAAGUUUUUGCAGACUGCUCGUGUUGGAUCUGUGUACGAGUGUGAAGAGUAUCUUCAAAUGAUGGACAGUGAGGAUCCACGCAUUCGUACGUAUUUAGAGCGGAUGGGCCAUGACAAAUGGUCUGGUGCUUAUGCUAGUCGAAAUCGGUACUCAGUUAUGAUGUCAAACAACGCGGAGUCAUUAAAUGCAGUUAAUGCCACUGCCCGAGAAUACCCAAUGUGUCAAACCAUCAUGUGCUUUUGAGUUUGAUGUGUUUGAUAAGAGAUCCCGCUCUUAUGUUGUCAACUUGAAGGAGCAGACUUGCACUUGUCGAGAAUUUCAGCUUGAUGGGUUUUUAUGUGUACAUUCCGUUGUAGCUAUUCGCUCCCGCCCAGGCCUUUCUUGCUACGAUUACAUUUCAGAAUUCUAUACUGCACAUCAUUGGGCACAAACAUAUCACGGUAUUAUUCAUCCUAUUGGGAGUCCGGAUGGUUGGAUUGUACCUUCACAUGUUAAGCAAAUCACUUGCAACCUGCCAUCAUGUGAAUCACGACCUCCUGGAAGGCCGAAGAAAAGAAGAAUUCCAUCUACAGGAGAACAUGUUCGGAGACAAACAUGCACUCGUUGCCUCAUGGUUGGACACAAUAGAAAGACUUGUAGAAAUCCUAUUCCGCUACACAUGCGUUAAAAAUUGUUUUUAUGUGCCGUUUUAAUUUUAACAUUGUUGCGCAUCUAGUCACGUACACUUGUUUGGUUUAUUGACGUUACUUUCAGUGUUGUUUAAUUUUAAAUUUCAUUUGCAGUUUCUAUUAUUGCCC